AUGUCCGCUAAGGAAGUCAAAUUCGGCCGCACGGCCCGCGAGCGCAUGCUCGAUGGCGUCAACAUUCUCGCCGACGCCGUGAAAGUCACCCUCGGUCCGAAAGGCCGCAACGUCGUGCUCGACAAGUCGUUCGGCGCGCCGCGCAUCACCAAGGACGGCGUCACCGUUGCCAAGGAAAUCGAACUGGAAGACAAGUUCGAGAACAUGGGCGCCCAGAUGGUGCGCGAAGUCGCCUCCAAGACCAACGACAUUGCCGGCGACGGCACCACCACCGCCACCGUUCUGGCCCAGUCGAUCGUCCAGGAAGGCCACAAGGCGGUUGCCGCCGGCAUGAACCCGAUGGACCUCAAGCGCGGCAUCGAUCUGGCCGUCAACGAAGUGGUCGAAAAGCUGCUGUCGAGCGCCACCAAGAUCGCCACCUCCGACGAAGUCGCCCAGGUCGGCACGAUUUCCGCCAAUGGCGAAAAGGAAAUCGGCACGAUGAUCGCCGAGGCCAUGCAGAAGGUCGGCAAUGAAGGCGUCAUCACCGUCGAGGAAGCCAAGACCGCCGAGACCGAACUGGAAGUCGUCGAAGGCAUGCAGUUCGACCGCGGCUACCUGUCGCCCUACUUCGUCACCAACCCCGAAAAGAUGGUCGCCGAUCUCGAGGAUCCCUACAUCCUGAUCCACGAGAAGAAGCUGUCCAACCUGCAGGCCAUGCUGCCGAUCCUUGAAUCGGUCGUGCAGUCGUCGCGUCCGCUGCUGAUCAUCGCCGAGGACGUCGAAGGCGAGGCGCUGGCCACGCUCGUCGUCAACAAGCUGCGUGGCGGCCUCAAGAUCGCCGCCGUCAAGGCACCGGGCUUCGGUGACCGCCGCAAGGCCAUGCUCGAGGACAUCGCCAUCCUGACCGGCGGCCAGGUGAUCUCCGAGGACCUCGGCAUCAAGCUCGAAAACGUCUCGCUCGACAUGCUGGGCACCGCCAAGAAGGUCAACAUCUCCAAGGAAGAGACGACCAUCGUCGACGGUGCCGGCGAGAAGGCCGACAUCGAAGGCCGUGUCGCCCAGAUCAAGCAGCAGAUCGAGGAAACCUCGUCUGACUAUGACCGCGAGAAGCUGCAGGAGCGUCUGGCCAAGCUGGCUGGCGGCGUUGCCGUCAUCCGCGUCGGCGGUUCGACCGAAGUGGAAGUCAAGGAGCGCAAGGACCGCGUCGACGACGCGCUGAACGCAACCCGCGCCGCCGUCGAAGAGGGCAUCGUGCCCGGUGGCGGCACCGCGCUGCUGCGCGCCUCCAAGACGAUCAGCGCCAAGGGCGAGAAUGCCGACCAGGAAGCGGGCAUCAACAUCAUCCGCCGCGCCCUGCAGGCACCGGCUCGCCAGAUUGCCACCAAUGCGGGCGCCGAAGCUUCGAUCAUCGCCGGCAAGAUCCUCGAAAGCGAUGACGACAAGUUCGGCUACAACGCGCAGACCGGCGAGUUCGGCGACAUGGUCGCCAUGGGCAUCGUCGAUCCGGUCAAGGUCGUGCGCACCGCGCUCGAAGACGCCGGUUCGGUUGCGGGCCUGCUGAUCACCACCGAGGCGAUGAUCGCCGAUGCGCCCAAGAAGGAAUCGGGGGCUCCGGCCGGCGGCGGCAUGCCGGACAUGGGCGGCAUGGGCAUGAUGUAA
This is a messenger RNA of Effrenium voratum, 1641 nucleotides long. NCBI's taxonomy places the organism in Eukaryota, Dinophyceae, Suessiales, Symbiodiniaceae. The record is from the annotation of a GenBank genome assembly.